This is a messenger RNA of Cuscuta epithymum, 1288 nucleotides long. Lineage: Eukaryota; Viridiplantae; Streptophyta; Magnoliopsida; Solanales; Convolvulaceae. The record is from the annotation of a GenBank genome assembly.
CAACAACUUGUUGGGAAGUGAUACACUCUAGGAAUAAAAUAAUGUGAAGUACUACUCAUCAUCUUCUUUUUCUCCUUGCUUUUCAAAGUGACUGAAUCGAAUUUUAAGGAUUUUUGCAGAUACGCUGUUGUCCCCUCAUAGCCCACCCUCUUCUGGUCCAUUCAUCUAUUCCCCCCCUCUCUCUCUCCUCUCCAGAAACCCCAUUUCUCUCUCACUACAGCCCAUUAUUAUCUGCAACCCCGAGUUUGCCAUUUUUUUAAAAUUUCUUUUGACUUUCAAAGCUAGUAAAAGAUGGCUGAAGCUGAAAUAUUUGUACUCUGCAAUUAAUUAAAUCAUUAAGAUCGGUAAAGAGUUCGGUUAGUACUCCCUGCCCCUGUUAUAUUUGAAGAGAAAAAAGAUAUGUGGUACAAUCGUAAAGGAUUUAUUAGCCAAAACAUCAUGGCAGCUUGUAGCUUUGAUCUUCAAUUUACAUUUGCCGUUCUGGGAUGGGAAGGAUCAGCUCAUGAUGCUAGAAUACUACGAGAGACACUAGAGAAUCCUAGUUUGGGAUUUCCCAAUCCCCCACUUGGUAAAUACUAUUUGGUAGAUGCGGGGUACUCUAUUCAAGAAUUUUUUUUGCCGCCACACCGCAAUAUGAGAUAUCAUCCAUCUUCUUUCAAUGGAGAGAGACCAAACUCAGGAAAAGAACUCUUCAACAAAAAGCAUUCAUCGUUGCGUAGUUGCAUUGAGCGAACAUUUGGUGUAUGGAAGGCAAGGUGGCGUAUCCUUAGAUUCAUGCCUUCUUAUCCUUUUAAGGUGCAGGUCAAAAUAAUCUUAGCUAGCUACCAUGGCGCUACAUAAUUUCAUCCGUCGAUAUUGUCAUGACGAUCCUGCUUUUCUUUGUUUUGAGACAAACCUUGAUUUUGUUCCUCAAGAUCGCAUUACUCCACCAACACGUACAAGAAUCCACCGAAAGGUCUUCAAAUGAGGUUCACGGUCUAAGCUCUGCACGUAUGAUUGCAUUUCGAGAUGAAAUUACCGAAAAUUUGGCGCGUAAUAUGAGGCAACGUCGUUGAUAGUAUAUGACGAGUGCAUGUGUUCUAUUACACAUUUCCUUUCCUAAACUUAUUUUCAGACAUAAAAAUUUGCGAUGAAAUAAUGUUACUACUUUUUAUGUAUUUUGUGUUUCAUUUAUUUUUUAAAUGAACUCCAAUGGAUACUUAUGUGUAUUUUAUGCUUAAUUUUUAUUUUAUGUUAAGAUACUUAUGUGUAUAUUUUUUAAUAUUAAUUUACGCAUAUUAGUCAUAAA